AUGGCGGAAAGCGCAAACACACAUCCUUGUGCGGAUGACGAAGACAUGCCCGAGCUAUCAAGCGGCGACUCUGGUGAUGACCAAGAGCAGUGGCAGUGGACUGAGGAGGACAGUCAACAGGUUUCGUGUUUGUUUUGUGACAGAUUGCUAAAUUCGGUGACUGCCACCCUGCAACACUUCACAUUUGAGCACCAAGUCAACCUUAUUGAUGUGAUCAGGAAAUACAAUUUAGACGACUACAGUUACAUUAAGCUCAUCAAUUUCAUACGCUCUUCGAAAUGUGAUCCAUCACAUCUCAUGGGGCUACCAGAUGGUCCAUUCCAAUGGGAAAGUGAAGACUUUCUCCGUCCGGUUAUACAGGAUGAUCCCUUAUUGCAAAUUGACCUUGAAGACUUGUGUGGUAGCCAAGGGAAGUUUGCAUCUACAUUCAAGCAGUCUGUGGCGGACGCCCACCAUCAUGCAUUGCUGCAGAGGGCAACCAAGGCUGAAGAGGCAGUGGCUCGAUCCUUUGAAGAUCUACAAAAACUUAAGCUGCUGGUCCAGGAUUUGGUGCUGAAUGCCGAACCUGGAAGGUCCACUAAUGUGUCCGGUGUUGCCGAGCUUCGCGCAGAUGAGGAUGAAGCCUACUUCAGCUCCUAUGGUCAUUAUGGCAUUCAUGAGGAGAUGCUCAAGGAUAAAGUGCGCACCGAGACCUACAGGGACUUCAUGUACAGAAACCCUGAGGUGUUCAGAGACAAGAUUGUUUUAGAUGUGGGCUGUGGGACUUGCAUACUAUCGAUGUUUGCUGCCAGGGCUGGAGCCAAAAAGGUCAUAGCUGUUGACCAAUCAGAUAUUAUAUACCAGGCCAUGGACAUUGUCAGGUCCAACAAGCUGGAGGACAAGAUCACUUUGCUCAAAGGUCGCAUAGAAGACAUCAAGCUCCCAGUGGAGAAGGUUGAUAUCAUCAUCUCAGAAUGGAUGGGUUACUUUUUGCUGUUUGAAUCCAUGUUGGACUCCAUCUUAGUGGCCAGAGACCUCUUUCUGCAUGAUGGUGGUUCAGUCUAUCCAGACCUUUGUAACCUAAGUUUGGCAGCAGUGGGAGAUAAACAGAGGUACCAAGAACGUAUUGCAUUCUGGGAUGACGUGUAUGGCUUCAACAUGUCAUGCAUGAAGAAGGUUGUGGUGCCAGAGGCUGUGGUGGAAGUGUUAAAUGCAGACACGCUCAUAUCAGAACCUACAGUCAUACAGACAAUUGACUGCAACAAAGUAUGUCUAUCAGAGCUGGAAUUUUCAUCCAACUUUUGUUUGAAGAUUACCAACACCACAGACUGCACGGCAAUCGUCGGCUACUUUGACGUUUUCUUUGACAAAGGCUGCUGCAACAAGGUGACGUUCUCCACAGGUCCUCAGGUCGCAAAGACACACUGGAAACAGACCAUCUUCCAACUGGAAAAACCUUUUCCUGUCCAGGCCGGGGAGGAGCUUCAAGGAAAGAUCACCGUGUGCAAAAACAAGAAGGACCCUCGCUCAUUGUUUGUCACUUUUGACCUUCGAGACAAAAAGCUGACAUACUGUGUACAGUAA
This is a messenger RNA of Nerophis lumbriciformis (worm pipefish), 1563 nucleotides long. NCBI's taxonomy places the organism in Eukaryota, Metazoa, Chordata, Actinopteri, Syngnathiformes, Syngnathidae. The record is from RefSeq and is a predicted model, not a curated record.